Epithele typhae is the source of this 1593-nucleotide messenger RNA. RefSeq lists its product as uncharacterized. The record is from RefSeq and is a predicted model, not a curated record. Lineage: Eukaryota; Fungi; Basidiomycota; Agaricomycetes; Polyporales; Epitheliaceae. The coding region runs from base 1 to 1593 and encodes 530 amino acids. The transcript has 5 exons.
AUGUUCAGCAACCUCCUCCCCUUCCAGGCAGCGCAGUCUCUAUUGGAGCGGCUUCAGCGCAUGUCAAGCGCCGCGCCCCCACCUGAUCCCGACUUCAUUCGUCCAGAGCAGCCCAGGGAUGCCAUCGUGUCUGUGCUGCCGGGCGACGUGUUUUACAUCGUCUUCGCUCUGCUGGACCCAGAAGACCUCCUCGUGUGCAAGCAGUUCGACCCCGCGCAGCUGUGCCGCGUGCUGUCGCUCCUCGUGGAGGUCGACGUCCGCUCCCAAUACCGGAUCGAGCUCGCCGCCGCCGGCAUGGUCGACGGCGGCCCAGACGGUGCGGGGACGAUGGGCGAGCGGCUCGCCGCCCUGCGCGAGCACCGCCGGAAGUGGGACACGCCCACGCUGUCGCUGCUCGCCUCCCACUCGUGGCCGGCGACGCCCAACGCGGUCGAGAUGGUCACCGUCGACGGCGUCCCGUGCCGGUGCGAGGCGCAGUCUGACGAGAGGCUCGCGCUCAGCUUCCAGCCGACGACGGACGGGUCGGUUUCGCUCCAGGCCGUCGUCGCGUCCACGCACCGGACGCACCUUGAGACCGCCGAUCUCGCUCAGGACCUCAUGGUGGUGUCCGAGCGCUUCGGAAACACCUUGGACGUGAAACUGCGCCUGUUGUCGGCGCGAACAGGUCUAGAACAUCCUGAGGCUGCGCAGCCUGUCUACGACAUCACCACUCAGCUUUCCAACGCACAUACUGUGCAGAUAUACGACCGAUAUAUCCUCUGGAAGGCCCGCUCCGCACAAACCAACACGUUCACUGUUGAGAUCCGGGACUGGAGAACCAGUCAGCCAAUAUGGCGACACGGCUUCCCGCCAUACGUCUCGUACAACCUCCUUGACCACGAACACCUCCUCGUCACCAGCCAACGCCAAGAGCACCUCGAGAUCUACCACGUCCCCCGCCUCCCCACCCCAGACCCGAGCUCCUCGGUCACCCCCGAGCCGACCGAGGACACCGCACCGCUGCUCAUCCUCGAGCUCCCCCUCGGCUCCUUCCGCGCCUCGGUGAACCAAGACCCCAAGUUCCGCAUCCUCACCUCCGGGCCCUCCCCACGCGCGCCCUUCCGGCCGGACCCCGCGCUCGCGCUCACCGCCGUCCGCUUCGCGCUCUACAACCCCGAGCUCCUAAACCCGGUCCUCCUCGUCCCCGGGGCGACGUUCCGCGCGCAGAUCGACCUCGCCCAUGCGGCCGCCCGUGCGUCCGACCGCCCCGCGAGCCCCCGUCCCCGCCGCGUCUUCUGGCACGAGUGGGGCCCGACGGGCGGGCUCAUGCUCGGCGCGUUCGCGCACGGGCCGACGGAGGCCGUCUUCGGCACCCCGUGCGGCACGCGCCUCCCCGUGCUCCUCCCCGAGCGCACCGCGAGCCGCACCGUCGUCCUCGACCUCCACCCGUGGGCGGCGCGGCGCGCGGCGGCGGAGCGGCGGGCCGCGGCGGCCAGCGCGGGGUGGCUCGGGCGGUCUGGUGCUGCGUCGCCGGCGGCGAGCGUGCCGUUCGCUGCCUACCAGGGGCCGCGCAUCAUGUGCCCCGAGAGGCACUUCCCGACGAUGGUGGGAUGA